Molecule: messenger RNA, 363 nt
Organism: Triticum turgidum subsp. durum (durum wheat)
Lineage: Eukaryota; Viridiplantae; Streptophyta; Magnoliopsida; Poales; Poaceae
Source: the annotation of a GenBank genome assembly
AUGGCGCCGCUGUCUCGCUGUAGCUGUGGCUGUGCUUGCUGUUGCACCUCCUGCCGGCCCCUGCUGAGGCAUGUCCGCCUCAUCAGCAAGCUGGCCUCCGCCCCUCCUGCGCUGCGCCCCUGCCGGCCAUGCCGGAAUUCGUCAAGUUUAGCACCACCGCGCUCUCUGACCUCCCCUGUUACCAACGUCGUCGCCGUUCAUCUUCAACCGUGGGACCGUUACUUCGUCAUCCACCUCGGCUCUGGCCACCAUGGACGCCUCAUGCCCAAGAUCUUCCUCCUAUGUGGUGUAGAGUUGCACCACCACCACCUCGAGGCCCCUUGCAGUCUUCGUUUCGGAACGCCAAGAAGCCGAUGGCACUAG